Perca fluviatilis (European perch) is the source of this 2169-nucleotide messenger RNA. RefSeq names its product inactive pancreatic lipase-related protein 1-like. The transcript has 15 exons. The record is from RefSeq and is a predicted model, not a curated record. Gene Ontology annotation, molecular function: triacylglycerol lipase activity; protein binding. Bases 641 to 2095 code for a protein of 484 amino acids. NCBI's taxonomy places the organism in Eukaryota, Metazoa, Chordata, Actinopteri, Perciformes, Percidae. Gene Ontology annotation, biological process: lipid metabolic process.
AGCUUUUUUAAAUCAACUUGCUGAUCCGCCAGCAGCUAUUGUCCUGGUGGACCAGACACAAACCUAUUUUGUGGAGUGAGGUGAAGCGGUCACAGUAUGUGCUCUUCACUGCCACGCCACACUAAAGAAUCAAUAUUCCACAGGAGGCGGGCCGUGUGCCGGUCCCUGAUGUUUACUCAGGGCAGAACUGCAGCCAGCGAGGAGAGAGCACGGGCCGUGGUCUGGAAAAAAAAUACAGAGGCAGAGGAAGUUCUAACGAUUACCUCAGAGAAUAGAGAGAGGCGAACAGACAGAUCAACACAUGGAGGAAUUCAAAGGUGGAAAUAUGUGAAGGAACGUCCAUGCUUCCAUAGGACACCAGUGCUGAUAUCAGCUGGUUCACUGUGAGGCCGACUGUGUGCUCUGUAUACCUAAGCUGUGUUGAUCACUAAGAUUAUUCCUACAGACGUCGAAUUCUGGACUGCACAUGAAGGCAUCAAGUAGGCACAAACGUUAACUAUUAAAUGACCUUCUCUUGACCUGUUAAAUGUCUGUUUUUCACCUGUGUGUUUCCCACUCUUACGUGGGCAAAAAGACAUCUGGCUGGGGUAUUUAAAGUAUAGUGCAGAGUUGGUUCACUACCUUCUUGUCUGGCCUGAAGAUGUCACACAUAUGGAGUCUGCUUUGCUUCCUUAUUGGCACAUCAUAUGCGGCCGAGGUCUGUUUUAAUGAGCUGGGCUGCUUUAACGACCUGCCUCCCUGGGGGGGCACUGCUCAGAGACCAGUCUCCGUCCUGCCCUGGCAGCCCGACCAGAUCGGCACCCGCUUCCUCCUCUUCACCCAGAAGAACCGCUACUACCAGGAGAUCAAGACUGACCAAACCAUCCAUGCAUCAAACUACGGCGGGAAGAGAAAGACUCGAUUCAUCAUUCCUGGUUAUUUGAAAAAAGGCGAUGAGGACUGGCCACAGGAGAUGUGUAAGGUUAUGCUGAAGUUGGAGAAUGUGAACUGCAUUGCUGUGGAGUGGAAGAAAGGUGUGAAGACUCAGUAUGUCCAGGCAGCCAAUAACGCCAGGGUGCUGGGGGCCCAGGUGGCAUUCAUGAUCACAUUCCUCAAGGCCAACUUCAAGCAAACGAGUGAUAAGUUCCAUAUUAUCGGACACAGCCUUGGAGCUCACGCUGCAGGAGACGCUGGCAGCAGGACGGCUGGCCUCGCUCGCAUCACAGGACUUGACCCGACUGAACCUUACUUCCAGGACACUGAUGCCUCCGUACGCCUGGACACCAGCGACGCCGCCUUUGUGGAUGUCAUUCACACUGAUGGACUUCCUUUCAAGUCCAAACUAGGACUAGACCCGACUGAUGUCAUUCACACUGAUGGACUUCUUUUCAAGUCCAAACUAGGUCUGGGCAUGUCUCAAUCGGUGGGCCACAUUGACUUCUACCCCAACGGGGGAGAGCUGAUGCCCGGCUGCUCCGCCAAUAAAGGCCAUCCCUCUGACCUGGACGCCAUCUGGGAGGGUACCAAGAAGUUUGAUGCCUGCAACCAUGCCCGAGCCUACGAGUACUACAGCGAGAGCAUUAUUAAGCGCCAAGGCUUUGUAGCAUACCCCUGUUCUAACAAGGACAGUUUUGCUGCUGGAAAGUGUUUCCCCUGUGGAGACGACACAUGUCCUCUGAUGGGCUACUAUGCUGACAGGUUCACUGUGACUGAUGGCAUUUCAGAGACAAAGUACUUCCUCAACACGGGCAGUUCAGAGCCCUUCGGCCGUUACAGCUACAAAGUGAAGGUAACCCUAGAUGGUCCCAGCUGGCCUAACCCAGGCUACAUGUAUGUGGCACUCGCUGGAGACAAUGACAGCACCAAGGAGUACAAGCUUCAUAGUGGUACAAUGAAGCCUGGACGGACCUAUGAGGUGCUGAUCGACGCAGAGGUGGACGUCGGUGAUGCUACAGAGGUGAAGUUUCGGUGGAACAACCACAUCCUUAACCCCUUGAGACCCAAGUACGGUGCAUCCAAGGUGGAGCUGCAGAGGGGAAAAGACAACAAGGUUGUCUUCUUCUGCGGAAUAGAGAAGGUGGUGGAGAAUGCGAUCCAGCACGUGCUUCCAUGCUAAGCGUAACCAGCCACAAUCACAUGUUACUCAAGGUUACUUAGGGUUUUUCAAUAAAGUUUUAGCAUUCAAACCUC